AUGGCCAUCAAGCGCAUUGCCCGACAUGUACUGCAUAUCAUGUCGUGCCCGCUGGAGCCAUGUAUUGCAUUCUGCAGUUGUGGUGGUCAUUCAUUCUAUGUGCGAGCGACUUCUUUGACCCCUGCCUUCUAUCAGUCAUUGAUAGAUAGAUGCUGGAGGCGCUCGGGUCGUUUGCUCUAUAGGCCAAAUCAGCGCGAUUCCUGCUGUCCUCACUAUACUCUGCGAUUGGACUCAUCACAGGCCCACAUUUCAAAGGACCAGCGAGCAGCCGUCAACCGUUUCAACAAGUUUGUUCUUGGCGACGAAUACAUCAAGCAGGCCGAUCGCCUUUAUCCCAGGUCUCAUGAAGAGUCCAGGCGCCGGAAGCAGGAAUUCGACUUGGUAGAGCGCAUCCACGAGGCGGAAACUCAGCGCCUGCAAACUCCACCACAACCAGCCCACACUUUUGAGGUCACCUUGGAACCCGACAUCUUCACUGAGGAGAAGUAUGCAGUGUUUGAAAACUAUCAGCGCAUCGUACAUCAGGAAGGCCCGUCGGACAUUUCUCGCGACGGCUUCCAGCGCUUCCUUUGUGACUCGCCACUGCGAAGCGAGAUUUUGCGGUCAGAAGCUGGUAAGGAGAGGCAGCUUGGUUCUUUCCACCAGUGUUAUCGUCUUGAUGGAAAACUGGUUGCAGUUGGCGUUUUGGACCUGCUCCCAGAAUGUGUGAGUGCAAAGUACUUCCUCUAUCAUGAGUCGAUACACAAAUAUCAGCCAGGCAAGCUCGGAGCUUUGCACGAGAUUGCUCUGGCAGCGGAAAAGGGAUAUCGCUACUGGUAUUCGGGUUUCUAUAUUCACACCUGCCCGAAAAUGAGGUACAAGAUCGACUUCAAGCCACAAUUCGUGCUGGAUCCAGAGCGAUAUGUCUGGCAGCCACUUAAUAGUGAAACUUUGAAGCUCUUUGAUGGAAAGGGGUAUCUGCAUUUGUCAGAAGAUGGGUCACCUAGACCUCCCCUAGAGACUGUCCCAGGUGCUGAGGACACUUCAAUGGUCAUCGAAGAUUCCAACCCGCCAGACGUCGAAGACGGCGAUAACAGAGGCGUGGAAGAUGUGGAUGAUGACGCGGAGGACGAAGAUGAGGAUGAAGACGAAAGUAUAUCACUUCUUCAAAGCAAUAUGCCCGGCUUGCCUUCUAUAGACAUUCUGCGACAGGCCCCACUUGAUUUCAUACCGGUACGACUCAAUCAUGGCGUCCUGCCCGCGGGCGACCUCUUCCAGUGGGAUGAUGAGGAUAUCGCCGACGCAAAAGCGCCAAAGGGUAUGGUUGCAGACAUGGUGGCUGCCAUGGGCCCGGAACUCCUGCUGCAAUGGGCACUGGACUUUCGACGCCGAGACACAUGA
Pestalotiopsis fici W106-1 is the source of this 1380-nucleotide messenger RNA. RefSeq lists its product as uncharacterized. The coding region runs from base 1 to 1380 and encodes 459 amino acids. The record is from RefSeq and is a predicted model, not a curated record. Gene Ontology annotation, molecular function: arginyl-tRNA--protein transferase activity. Lineage: Eukaryota; Fungi; Ascomycota; Sordariomycetes; Amphisphaeriales; Sporocadaceae. The transcript is spliced from 2 exons. Gene Ontology annotation, cellular component: cytoplasm. Gene Ontology annotation, biological process: protein arginylation.